Gigantopelta aegis is the source of this 1131-nucleotide messenger RNA. RefSeq lists its product as uncharacterized. The coding region runs from base 1 to 1131 and encodes 376 amino acids. Lineage: Eukaryota; Metazoa; Mollusca; Gastropoda; Neomphalida; Peltospiridae. Gene Ontology annotation, molecular function: nucleic acid binding; RNA-DNA hybrid ribonuclease activity. The transcript has 2 exons. The record is from RefSeq and is a predicted model, not a curated record.
AUGGCAUCAGACAAGUCUUCUACCACACUCUUCACUCUAUCACCAAAGAAAAAAGCAGGAACAAUCAAAAUUGGGAACACUCCACUGAGACAUGCAGAUGAAGUAACAUACCUUGGGGUCACCUUCGACAAGAAACAAACUUGGAAACCACAUAUUCAAAAGGCAGAGACAAAAGCCAGAUGCAAAUUAGCCAUCAUGCGGAAACUAGCAGGAACUAGCUGGGGAGCAAAUGAGACAAUUCUCAAGAGAGUAUAUCAAGGAACUGUACGGCCGCAUCUUGAAUACGGUUCAUCAGCCUGGUCAACCACUGCAAAGACCAACCAGCAAGCUUUAGACAAGGUUCAAAACCAAGCUCUGCGAAUCAUAACGGGAUCCAUGAAGUCUACACCCAUUAAAGACAUGGAAAAAACUGCAGCAAUACAACCCCUUGGUGAGAGGAGAGAUGCCAAGAUCAUGAUCCAGGCAGAGAAAUUCAGGUACCUGCCCAAUCAUCCAAUGAAACAAAGAAUGGAUGGUCUGACAAAGAAUCGUCUCAAAUGUAGCAGUUUCAUCCACCAAAGCAGAAGACUUACUAGAGAACACCAAGCUAACCCGUUACCAAAGACACUUCCAUUUUGCCCAACAGAUCUUCCACAACCAUGGAAUGAUGAACAAGCCAAUCUACAGAUCAGCAUGUCUGUCCCACAAUUAGCUUCAGCAGACUCCCAAAACGACCUGGUCAAACGGUCACUGGCAAUGGCUAUGAUCAGUGACCGGUACCCAGAAGAAUCUUGGAUCCAUGCAUACACUGAUGGAUCGUCAACAAAUGCUGUGGCCAAUGGAGGGGCAGGCAUAUUUAUCAAGCUCCCUUCAAGAAAUACCCUAACUGCAAAAGUACCAACCGGCACCCACAGUUCCAACUACAAUGCAGAAACCCAUGCACUUAUUCAGGCUGCUACAAUGAUCAAGGAUGCAAAAGAAGACUGUCAACAAGUUGUCUUCCUCACAGAUGCUCUCUCAGUCCUACAAGCCUUGCAAGGCCAUUUCGUCAUCUGCCUACACACAUGGGAUCACUCCUUGAAAUUCAGUCUGUCACCAGGCAAUGGAAUGAUCCAACAAAAGAAUGACAGCCCCCAGUGUUCCUACUCUUAA